CCACAUACCAGCUGCAUCAUCAGCAGGAAUCAAGAUGGCCCUCUACUUCGAUUCAUGGGCGACUGAGAUGUUGGCCGUCCUGUCAACGCUUUUCAUGAUAAUAUAUGUAACAUUUAAAAUCAAUUACACGUACUGGAAGAAGAAAGGUCUGCCAUAUUUGGAGCCGUUUUUCCCGCUGGGAAAUGGCUGGAACGCAAUACUAAUGAGGAAAUGCCCAGGCGAGGAUAUGAAAGACGUGUAUUUUGAAACAGAAGGCAAAGCAGUCGUCGGUAUUUACUCAUUAAAUAAUCCUCUUCUCGUUGUGCGGGAUCCAGAACUGAUCAAAAUGAUCAUGGUGAGGGAUUUCAACUACUUUCCUGACCGGGGCAUCUACGUAGACGAGGAGACAGAUCACCUGUCGGCGCACCUCUUCUUCCUGGGAGGAACCAAGUGGAAGGGUCUGCGCCAGCAGCUGACGCCCACGUUCACGUCGGGAAAAAUGCGCGCCAUGUUCGGCAUAGUGCGCGACUGUGCUCGUAUUAUGGUGGACGUCAUACCCUCGGGCAGAGAUGUGGAAGUCCGGGAGCUGAUCGCCCGCUACUCUACUGACGUCAUCGCUUCCUGCGCCUUUGGCAUCGACGUCGACAGUCAGCACAACCCCGAGGCGGAGUUCCGGCAGUGGGGGCGGCGCUUCUUCCAGACAUCCCUGCGCUCUUACCUGACUCUGUCUCUGGGAUUCUCUAAUCCCAAGCUGCGCACCCUGCUGCCUUUACCCUUCACACCGAAGGAUAUCGCAGAUUACUUCACGCGCGUUGUUGAUGAUACUGUCAAACACCGAGAGAAGACAGGCAUCAUCAGGAAGGACUUCAUGCAGUUGAUGAUUCAGUUGAAGAACAAUGGAUAUGUUGAUGACAGCUUCUCAAUCACUGGGAAGAAGGGUGCUGAACAUGGAAAUAAGACUCUGACGACCAAGGAGAUGGCAGCACAGGCGUGGGUGUUCUUCCUCGCUGGGUUCGAGACCUCUUCGACCACCGUAAGCUUCUGCCUGUACGAGCUCUCUAGACAUCCGGAUAUCCAGAAGAAACUGCAAGAAGAAGUUGAUGACGUAAUGAGAAAGACCAACGGUGAUGUGACGUAUGAUGAUAUAAUGACCAAGAUGCCAUACAUGGAAAAGGUGGUAAACGAAACUCUUCGUAUGUAUCCACCCGCUACAGUUCUGAAUCGCGAGGUGGCGCAAGAUUAUAAGCUGCCAGGAUAUGACUGUGUCUUGGAAAAAGGAACUAAGGUGAUUAUUCCAGUCAUGGGACUGCAUUAUGACAGGAAGUACUUUCGAAACCCCGAGGAAUUCGACCCGGAGCACUUUUCCGAGGAGCAGAAGGCAUCCAGGCAUCCCUACAGCUAUCUGCCUUUUGGCGAAGGGCCACGCAUAUGCAUCGGCAUGCGUUUCGGGUUGAUGCAGGUGAAGACGGCGAUAGCACAUCUGCUGUCAAAAUUUGAUAUUCUGCCCGUCGGAGACAAGCAGUCGAAGCUACGCAUGGCUCCAAACACCGUAGUGCUGACACCAAUUGGCGGAAUCCACCUGAGGUUGGAGCGGCGGCAAGUCCCUGCGUGCUGAAGAUCUCCAGCUGCUGUGAGCAGCACUGUGGGAACAACUCCACACCCAUUGUUUACAUGAAAAACGGAUCCAAUAUUAGCUCUUCCCUGUAAUGGAAUAUAAACGCCAUUUUAUUAAUUAGUCUGUGAUGUUUGAGAUAGUGGACACGUUUCCUACUGAUACUGCUGGUCUCACAACAGAUGUCAUCGCUUGUCCUGUAUUGUGCAGAGUGUUUAUUAACACUGAUAUCACUCUAAAGUUUGAUAUUUAUUUCUCUAUAUAAAGUUUGUCUAGCAAUGUCUAUAGGUUACUUACCGUGUUCCUUCUGCACGUCAGGGAGAAGCGUUCAAGUUCUUUCCGCACUUGAAACCUACUGUAUUUUCAUACCUGAUGUCUCUUCAGUCUGCUGUUUGGAACACAUACAUGGUUGGUUUUUUUCCUGUUGUGUACCGCUGUAAACAUUGACACUGCCUGUGUUUGUAGCCUUGACCACGUUAUGCGUCUACAGCUGAUUGAUAUGAAUGUCAAGAAAAUCGCUACAACUGUUAUUAUAGGUGCAUUUAAUAAACCACGGGUGGUUUCAGUCUGUACGAACAUGCCUAACGAACCUCCCGUUCAACAAGAUACAGAUCUGGUUGAAAUAUACUAAAACAUGCACAGAAUGCAUGACAUGUAACUAUCACAGCAAAAUAUUUACCAAUAGUCUUCAUAAAUGGUACUCAGAAAGUGACAGAAAUAUGCAAGUGUCAUGGUUUAAAUAGCUUUAUCGCCAAGUAAAACUUCAUGAAAGGCACACAGAGGAAGACAAGUACAGCAUUUCACUUCGUUAACUGUUCUUGGUACAAGAACAGCCAGCAGCAGAGUCCAUGCAGGAUAUGGUGGUCAAUGCGCAAUGAGCAAUUUUCAUCCAAGGCGAUGGGCAAUUUCAUUCAUUUGUUCCGAACGAGAGGCCGACACUGCCUGCUUUCGGCCGGACUGCUACACGCCGCGAUUACAGAGUCGAGGCUCACGACGACAUGCCCAUCAUUUCGUUAAUGGCCAUAGUCAUUGUGAUAUUUGCAUUUAAGUCAGACACUGAGUGAAAUUCGGAGGAGUCUGCAAUGAAAAAUAGAAGUCAGUAUGAUUCUGCGUUUGGUGCAUAGUAUUACACAAAAUGGUGCUGCGUGCUUCCUUGAGCAGGCAUAUUGAAUUUUUCAAUAGACUUGGGUGGAGAUCUCUUUCUGUCACCAACCUCAAAAAUAAAAAAUAAAAAAAAAUUGCCAAUGAUAAAGUCAGAAAGAAAUAUCCAGAACAAUCCAAAUACUUCAUAAACUAUUUGAGAUACGGAAGUGAGGUUUGGGCAAAUGAUUGCAUGCAGACAAGAGAGUUUGUUGGGGUUGUUUGGGUAGGAGACCAAACAGCGAGGUUAUCGGUCUCAUUGGAUUAGGGAAGGAAGUCGGCCGUGCCCUUUCAAAGCAACCAUCCCGGCAUUUGCCUGGAGCGAUUUAGGGAAAUCAUGGAAAGCCUAAAUCAGGAUGGCUGGACACUGGAUUUAAUCGUCGUCCUCCCGAAUUUGAGUCCAGUGUGUAACCACUGCGCCACCUAGCUCGGUGAAAAAAGAGUAUUUUGCCAUAUGGUUACUAUUCAAAAUUUGAUUAUUUACCAUGUUAUUCCAGACUUUUUCUAUAAAAGAAUGUAAUUUUGAAGGGUGAUCGACAGCUUGUGGAACGAAAAAUGCUGUGGGUUUUGGAGCUGUAUAAGUGAAGACAUUAAACGUUUAUUUUUGACCUGA
Messenger RNA from Schistocerca gregaria, 3344 nucleotides. Its product is annotated as cytochrome P450 6k1-like. The transcript is spliced from 5 exons. Gene Ontology annotation, molecular function: iron ion binding; monooxygenase activity; oxidoreductase activity, acting on paired donors, with incorporation or reduction of molecular oxygen. The coding region runs from base 35 to 1594 and encodes 519 amino acids. Lineage: Eukaryota; Metazoa; Arthropoda; Insecta; Orthoptera; Acrididae. The record is from RefSeq and is a predicted model, not a curated record.